Messenger RNA from Ectocarpus sp. CCAP 1310/34, 2042 nucleotides. NCBI's taxonomy places the organism in Eukaryota, Phaeophyceae, Ectocarpales, Ectocarpaceae. The record is from the annotation of a GenBank genome assembly.
UGACUGCUGCAGCUUUGGGGCUAUCUAGCGCAGUUGUGUUCCAGAAAGAGGCCUGCUUGCGCAGCUACGAAUGAGAGUAGUCGGUUCCCUGUUGAUGUUCUGCUCGUUGGUCCGUCCCAACCGAAUCGGCGCCUUCUGCAGCAGGAAUAUUCCACGUCACAACAACAGGCAGCAGCAAGCUCAACACGGCAAGCUCAGCAUGGCUGCUAGUGCUGCACCGAUUGACUUCGAGCACGUGUCCGGCGAUACCCUCGGGGGAAGCGGCAUCACUCUCGUACCUAAGGAUGGGGCCUACACGAACGUGGUUGUGUGGCUUCACGGCCUAGGAGAUACGGCGGCUGGAUGGGCUAGUAUGAUGCCGCAGUUGAAGCUCCCCAACACCAAGUUCAUCCUUCCGACCGCAGACACCAGGCCAAUCACCCUCAACGGCGGGUACGAGAUGCCGGGAUGGUCGGACAUCUUUGGUCUCCAGGAGGACUCUCCCGAAGACGCAGUGGGUUUCAACGCCAGCGCCGAUCGAGUCCGGGCCAUCUUGGAAGCGGAAAAGGCUAAGGGGAAGGAGAGUACGCGGAUGGUGGUUGGGGGAUUUUCGCAGGGGGGUGCGGUGGCGCUACACUUCUGCCUUCGAGCCACGGAACCUCUAGCAGGUUGCGUGGCCUGCAGCACCUGGAUCCCUCUCAACAAGGACUACCCGACAGCGCUGGGCAGCGCGGCCAAGGACAUUCCCGUGGCACAGUUUCACGGGACGCGGGACGAAGUGGUACAGUUCACGUGGGGCCAACAUAGUCACAUCCUCAUGAAGGAGAAGCUUGGCAUGACGACCACGUUCGAGGCGAUAACUGGCAUGGGACACUCAUCGAGCAAUGCUGAAAUGGAGAGCGUUGCGGACUUCCUCAAGAGAGUGCUGCCGGACGGCCAAUAGCCUGCUUGACUGUUGGGGUCUUGAGAUUGAAGAAAGAAUCAGGACAAAUACUAGCCUGUUUUUUGGGGUCUUGGGGUUGAAGAAACCGGAGAGAAAGUAACCUGGCAUUUGGGGUUUCGGGGUUUGACGAGGCGUUAUUGUGAGGGAAUUCAGUGGAAGAAUUUAUUCUGCUGAACCAGGGACAACAGUAGUGAUGCUGAUGGAAAAUGGUUGAAAGUUGAGUGUGAACGCUUGGAUGCGCUGCAGGAAAGGACGUGUUCUGUUCGUGCCCUGAUGGAGGCUAUUCGGCUCGAGAGGGAAGAAGACCGCCGUAUCAUACCGUAGGUUGGAAGUGAAAGCAGACAGUCGAAACUGAAAUAUCGAAAAAAGCUCCGAUAAAAAAAAAUUGUUUCGAACGUGGGAUGGCGAGAAUCCUCGAAAGGUCUGAGAAGUCUGGACACGACUUUGGCACCCCAACCAUUCCAGAAAAACACAUGGCUUGAUAGUUUUAUCUUGCUUGUUGUAGGGGUGUUGAAAGUGCCGUGAGAUUACCGACGAGUUUCCAUGUAUAUCGCGCGCACACGGCUAACUUUCCUUGACUCCCUGGUAUGAGCUAGCCCCGGGGGAGAACGCCUACAGUAAAUUCGUACUCUUACCCGUGCGGUUCGGCGCUCAAGAACGACUUUAUUCUCAAUCUGGCUUUGGUAGACGACCACGCGCUUGUACAGCAUAUAUGGAGGCACCCUUGUUGACCGUCCGUUUUUUGCGUACUUGGCCCUGCCAGCAGGCCGUUUGCAGGGCGGUAUCACUAUGGAGAUAUCGUAUGGAUAUGAUGUCAGUAUUACACGGCACCUUGCUCCGUAUUUUUGCUGUGUUGUGCACUUGUGUGCAUUGCUGUGCAAUUUUUCCAAAUUUUGAAAGUUAUGAGCUACAUAGUUUGUCGAGGGUUCCUCUUUUUUUUUUCUUGUUCUAUUUUUUCUAUUUUUUCGAAGUGCGUGUUCCCUUGUUGGUUAGUUGACUUGUGACUACGCAAGGCAUCCGCGUCAGGUGGACCGCUACACUACGGACAUUAGAAGGUACCCUGUGAGUACAAGACAACAUGGCUGAGAAGGCAAUAAGGAAGGCAUCAACACGCUUCAUC